Saccostrea cuccullata (small rock oyster) is the source of this 789-nucleotide messenger RNA. RefSeq lists its product as uncharacterized. The record is from RefSeq and is a predicted model, not a curated record. Lineage: Eukaryota; Metazoa; Mollusca; Bivalvia; Ostreida; Ostreidae. The transcript is spliced from 4 exons. The coding region runs from base 64 to 672 and encodes 202 amino acids.
UAUCAACCUAUCCCAACCCCCCAUAUAACUCAUGAAACUUGGCUUUGAGGCUCUCAGAGCACCAUGCGGAUUAACACUUUAACUUGUCUUGUAUUGGUAUUGGUGGGGUGUGUCUCCGGACUCCGCCUAAAGUACAGAUACCCAUCAGGUUCCUCCACAUCUGGCCCUAGGAAAACUCUGAGUGGUCGGGCGUCUACAAAUAUAUAUGAUGACGUCCUAUCCAACGGAAACACCAGGCCGCAAAGUUUAUCCAACAUUUGGUCUGAUUAUAGAGGUCCCCUUGGUAGAUCGAGGUUUAAUUCAGAUUUGAAUGGCCUUCGACGCGCUUCAUCAAGAAGACGGAUGGCAAACUCUUUAAUGCGAGAUUUGAACAGACUUGACGGACGGAGAACCGCCUCUUCGAGGAUUCCCUCAUCACGUGACAGGACAACCUCAAUCAGAGGCCCCGAUACGUCAUCGUCUCUGUAUAGGGAAUAUGGAGACCUCGCGCAAUAUUUACCACUUCCGGUUGGUGAAAAAUUCAAACCUUCGCCGAUCAAAGAUUACCGAGCCACCAAAAAACCUCUCCCUGCUGGUCCACUUGCACCGGAAAUACUUCAAAUGAGAAAAGAGAUCAGAGACAAAGUCGCAUCAGGAUAUUAUGGAUCAGAACCAAUAUUCAAUAUCCCCUAACUUUAUAUUGUUUUUUUUAUUAUCAAUUUUGUCUUUUCAUUGUUUGUUUUAACACUGCAUAUUACAUUGUUUGUGAAUAAAAUGUACAGAUCAACGAAAAUUGAACCUCAAAUGUUA